Molecule: messenger RNA, 2883 nt
Organism: Pogona vitticeps (central bearded dragon)
Lineage: Eukaryota; Metazoa; Chordata; Lepidosauria; Squamata; Agamidae
Source: RefSeq, a predicted model, not a curated record
CGUCUCUGAGGGAAGAGGAGGAGGAGGAAGGGCGGACGCGGAGCGCCUUCUUCCUCUCUCAAGCAGCCGCCUCCACCCUUCCCGCCGCGGGCAGCCUUUUCUCGAAGGAGUUCCCGUUUUCGCAGUUCACCUCCUCCUUGUUUUGUAUCUUCACAACAACCCUCUGAGGAAGUGGUUUGAAGUAUAUAAUGUGUGGCAUUUACUGACAUCAUGACAGCUGUUAGACAGAGAAAGGGAACAAAAGCCACAGAAAUUCCAGAAGACUGUCAAACACAUGAGAAGAAUUGGAAACCUAAUGGGAAAAUUAUCACUGGCGAAAAACUGUGGAAAAAACUUUCACUCAUCGUUGGUGGAAUUGUUGGUAUUUCCCUGGGAAUCCUUACUUCUGUCCAUGUGGCUACACUACAUGAAAAUGAUCUAUGGUUUUCCAACAUUAAGGAAGUGGAGCAGGAAAUUUCAUUCAGGACAGAAUGUGGUCUCUAUUAUUCGUAUUACAAACAGAUGCUGCAGGCUCCUUCCAUUUCAUUAGGUUUACAUAGUUUGAUUUAUGAUAAUAAAACUGAAUCUAUGAGAACGAUUAAUAUACUUGGAAGAAUGAAUGUUUACCAAGAAGUAUUUCUUAGCAUUCUGUAUACAGUUUUUCAUAUGAAGAGAUUUUUAGAACCUGUUUAUUUUUAUAUCUACACGUUGUUUAGCCUUCAGGCAGUCUAUGUCAUUGCUCUGUAUGUAACCAGCUGGCUUCUCAGUGGAACGUGGGUUUCAGGUGUAUUAGCAACCUUCUGGUAUAUCAUAAACAGGGUAGACACGACCCGAGUGGAAUUCACCAUUCCACUGAGAGAGAACUGGGCGCUGCCAUUCUUUGCUGUUCAGAUAGCAGCAAUCACCUUCUACGUCAGACCUCGCUUGCGGCCUGUUCAUGAACGGCUGGCACUUAUGGCAAUAUUUAUUUCAACCUUCCUCUUCAGUUUGGCUUGGCAGUUUAAUCAGUUUAUGCUCUUGAUCCAGGCUUUGGUUUUUUUCACACUCGACUGCCUUGACUUGCUUCCUAGGGGAAAGGUGACCUGGAUUUACAUAAUUCAAGUAUCUAGUUUGCUGCUUGUAUGCCUCCUACAGUUUUUCAAUACCAUGAUAAUAGGAUCGUUGCUUGUAAGCUUUAAUAUGUCCACAUUGUUGGCAAGAAAACUUCAGAAAAACCUGAAAACUGGAGGCUUGUUCAGCAGGCUUGGGAAGCUUUUCUUUCACUUACUCUUAGUCUUAUGUUUGACGUUCCUUAUAAAUAAUUUUAUUAAGAAAGUUCUUAAUCUGGAGUCAGAUGAACACAUUUUUAAAUUUCUGAAAGCGAAGUUUGGAUUUGGAGCAACAAGAGAUUUUGAUGCCAACUUGUACCUGUGUGAAGAAGCUUUUGGUUUCUUGCCUCUUAAUACUUUCACAAGACUUUCAGAUUCAUUAGUUUUGUAUGCCUAUAUAUUUGUGCUUUUUGUAAUGGCCAUAACGGGUGCUAUCGUUGCUUUUCAAAAUCUCAGUGGUUCUGCAAGCAUCAGAUCUACAGAAAAGCAACAGAAGUGCACAACACAACAGAAACCUGGUACUGCCUACCAUUUAGUGCACACCGUUCUGUUUGGAUUGCUGGCUUUGAGCACAAUGAGGAUGAAAUACCUUUGGACAUCCCAUGUAUGCGUUUUUGCAGCUUUUGGCAUCUGCAGCAGUGACAUGUGGGGACUGAUUUUGAGAUUUGUCCAUCUGUACACACCACAAAGGGUAUCUGUGACUAGAUAUUUAACACCAGCACUCAUAUUACUGUAUCUGUGUUACAAGUUCUGGCCUGGAGUGAUGGCUGAGCUGUCAGAGCUGCGAGAAUUCUAUGACCCAGACACAGUGGAGCUGAUGAACUGGAUUAAGUCGAAUACUCCAAAGAAAGCUGUGAUUGCAGGAAGUAUGCAGCUCUUAGCAGGAGUCAAGCUUUGUACAGGGAGGAUUUUAACAAACCACCCUCACUAUGAAGAUAAGAACCUGAGAGAAAGGACAAAACAGGUUUACCAGGUGUAUGCAAAACGAUCCCCUGAAGAUGUCCACAGGAUCCUCAGAUCAUUUGGCACUGACUUUGUGAUCCUGGAGGACAGUAUUUGUUAUGAAAGGAGACAUAACAGAGGCUGCAGAUUGCGUGAUCUCCUUGAUGUAGCAAAUGGACACACUAUGGAUGGUCCUGGAGGAAAUGAUCCUGAUCUGAAACCAUCACCGUAUCCUCGCUUCUGUGAGGAAAUCAAAAGAAACCUACCUUCAUAUACAACAUAUUUUACUAAAGUAUUUCAGAACAAAACAUUUCAUGUUUACAAGCUUGCUAGACAUAAAAAGAACACAUAGCUUUAUCGUAAUCAUAGUAGGAAAUUCUGAAAGUUUACACAAAUGAUUCUUUUUCUUAAAAAAAGUGUACACUGGUUUCAAAUGUUUACUUCCUAAUUACUGUGAAAAUUCAUAAGGGAUUUGUUUUGAUAACACUUUUAUGUGUCCAGAAAAGCGGUGGGGGUUACGUAAAUCCAGUUCAAAAAAUACUCUCUGGUGGGUUGAAAGGUUCUCACAAACUGUACUGCAUCUACGGUGUUAUGCAUGAUUCUUUUCUUUUUUAAGGACAGUGAACACCGCUCAUCACAAAACAUUCAGUGUGUAGUGGGAGGGAGAAGUUGCAUGAGCCUGAAACUUAGUCCCAUCCAAAACAUAUGCAUAGCCUGUGUGUUAAGGAUGCAUAUGGAACAACCAUUAUCUCUUUCCAUUAACUGCUGAUCUGGAGAAUUCCACCCAGGGUUCUAGCUUGCUAAAGUCCUGUGAUAGUGGGCUGUUUGUUGUUCUUCUUCAUGGCCUCUGUGAAUCACACCCCAGGUGAUCUGC